This is a messenger RNA of Pelobates cultripes (western spadefoot toad), 321 nucleotides long. The record is from the annotation of a GenBank genome assembly. Lineage: Eukaryota; Metazoa; Chordata; Amphibia; Anura; Pelobatidae.
AUGUUAAGUAUUAGCCAUUCAGGCUCCACGUGGGCACGCGUCCUGAGCACAGGUGCUUUAUGUCCACGAGACCUGCGCCAGGUAAGUCUGUUACAGUCCUCACCAGAACAGUUGCCAAAUGUCCCUUCUACUCUGGAGACGCGGAUGGCUAAAGAUUACCAACAACCUGAUUUACCUAAGAUGGCAGCUAUCUCUAUAUCACUACAGGUACAGGCGGUGGAGAAACAGCAGAAGCAGGAAGACGCUUUUUUUAUGGUGCAGGGAGCUCCAACGGCUAAUAUUUAUUGUUUGGCUGAUGGUGGUGGGGUGGGAGACUACUGA